AUUUUAAAAAGAAGAAAAUGCACGUGAAACAGAAAAAACCUGCUCAAAUAUUGUUUUGCAAGAAUACGUAUGGACCAAAAGUAAAAGUGGAACAUUGGACUAACGAGUUACUUGCAGCAAAAAAGGACAACCAUGUUUAUCGGGAUCAACUGAGUAAUCAUAUGAGCACUUACAACCGCCUUGGUACUGACGAUCACGGUGUAAAUAUGACUGAGACCAGACACAUGCUGGCUCAAAUUCACACGAAAACCGAUCCUAUAUACUCGUUCAAACCUCUUGUUAAUUUCACUUCUUAUCCUUGUACUGAUACUCCUGGAAGAAACUUGUUAAUGAAGAAAGCGAACUUGCCACAACUCCCGCCUGAUUUUGGGGUUAUGGAUUAUUUGACGACCCAACAGGAUGAUUAUAGGAGUCCAUAUCCUGCAGUUUCUAAACCGAUUAUGAUGGAAAACCCUCCUUGGUUGCUCCAUCGCGUCAUAUGCUCGGACAGGACGCAAAAUUACGGCACUGCACCGCCUAAAGGUUUCUACCAAUGUUUGGACACACAUACGCCUAUUGGACACAUUCGUCAACUGCGUCUAAAGAAGAAUCAGACCUUCAAUCCUUAUACAUGUGAACCAUUUCCUCAGCUUACUGAACGGCUGGAUAAAGACGAAAUUAAACAAGUUGGCAUUUAAUUAAUAAUUAAUUUAAUUCCUUAAACAUAAAAAAUACCAAACACAAAGUGAAGCAAAUAAUAACUAACACAAACGAAAUUUAUUUUUAACAAAACAAGUUACAAACUUUUAUAUUAUUUUUAAAAAUAAAUUAACUUAUUCGACAAAUGUGUAACUCUAAUAAAUUCAAGUGUGAACAGGUUUAUGUUGUUUCAAUACCCUGCUAACUGAAAGUACACAUUUUGCUUAUCAUCCGCUCUCAGGUGCUAACUAAAACUGGCCCUUAUAAUAUGUCAGGUAACCCAAAGCCCUUGAACGGUAACAACAGACAAACAGAAUAGGCAUAACAAAAUUAUCAUAAAUAAAUUUAUAUUCCAGAUGGUGAUUGUGUCAACAUUUGCUAGAACUCCAUUAUUU
Molecule: messenger RNA, 1073 nt
Organism: Hyposmocoma kahamanoa
Lineage: Eukaryota; Metazoa; Arthropoda; Insecta; Lepidoptera; Cosmopterigidae
Exons: 3
Coding region: 18-677 (219 amino acids)
Source: RefSeq, a predicted model, not a curated record